GUCUCUUCUCCAAAGGUAGGAAUGUAAAUCCAGAGGGAUUAGUGAGGACACUCCAGGCUGUAAAGCCUUCAUUUGCUCUCCAAGGGGUCUCUGCCUCAGUGCGUAAAGUCGGGAAGGGGCUCUGCAGCGCGCAGCACUUCUUAUCCCACUGGCUCCAUGCGCGUCACCUCUGCGGGGUACUGAUCGAGGAUUACGCAUUAUUUGAUACCGCCACCCGCGCGCGCCACUGACAGAUGAAAACAUUGAGCGUUUUGCUUGUGUGAAGCCACGUUUUCCCUGGUACAGAUCGCCCGUCCCCGAGCGCAGAGGGGACAUGGGUCAACUUUAUGGUGCGACUCUUUUACCAUUUGGCGCUAUCUGUGUUGCUUUCCUGUGGGAAUCUGGUGCCAGCUCCAUCAGGGCGACGCUUGCGGUCGACGCCUCGAGGACGGAGUGUCCGGUUGAUAAAAUCGUGACCGUCCAGUAUCCCUGUGUCAGAGCUGGAGGGAAGAACAGCACUUGUUUCAGGAGGAAAUGCUGUGAUGGAUUUCGGUUUGUGAUGGGCCAGUGCAUACCUGAAAGUGUCGAUGUGUGCGCAGCGUCGCCCUGCGAGCAGCAGUGCACUGAUAACUUUGGCCGAGUGGUGUGCACGUGUUACCCCGGCUAUCGCUUUGACCGAGAUAGGCACCGCAACCACAAGUCUCCUUACUGUCUGGACAUUGAUGAGUGUGAGCACCCAGGCAGCGGUGUGUGUGACCACGAGUGUGUGAACACAGUGGGCAGCUUCCUGUGCCGCUGUCACAGUGGCUACAUACUGGCCCCCGACCAGCGCUCCUGCAUCCCUGUACACAACUUGAGUUCAUCGGGGAAGUCAGACCCCCUGAUGAGUGCUGGAUCCUGCUCCUUCACCUGUGAGGACUUUAUGAACAUGAAAACCAGUCUGCUGCAGUUAAAGCUGAGGCUGGGCAACACUCAGUCACCCAACCAGGUACCUGACCUGGCCAACAGGAGUGAUAAGCCAUCUCUAGGGAGGACAGGAAAAAGUGCUGACAGCUCCUGUCUUCCUGGUCCACCCGGUCCCACGGGAGCUCCUGGGGUCCCAGGACACCCAGGAGAACCAGGAAAAAGAGGGGACCCAGGGGACAGGGGCCCGCCUGGCUCCCGCGGUGACAUGGGACCCAUGGGUCCAGAGCCUGACCUGAAGCACGUGAAAAGAGGCCGCAGGGGGCCAGUGGGACCUACCGGGGCAACAGGAAGAGAUGGAUUAAAGGGAGACAGAGGAGCUCCGGGUCCCAUUGGUCCUCCUGGACCGCCCGGCUCCUUCGACUUCCUCCUGCUGAUGAUGGCUGACAUCCGCAACGACAUCAUCGAACUGCAGGAGAAGGUUUUCGGGGAGCGCCGGGGCCUCUCCCUGGACAGCCCUCCUCAUGCCAGCGGAGAAAGGGAUUUUGUGGAGUGGGGCUCAGGACAAGGAGAUCUCCUGCUCGGCACCUGACACCCCCCCCCAUUUCGGACAACCCCUUCACCCCCACCCACUGCAACACACUCCAAAGUCAUGACUCUUUUGUUUCCACGUUGAUAAAGGAUGCUGGCGCUCAAGUAACCAACAUGUCGAUAGGCCUCAGCCACAGAACUGGGCCAGGAUCCUCGGUUGCAUUCUCGGCCCGGUGAAACGCAGAGAUACGAGGAUUAUCAAAGAUGGCGAUCGGACGCUACGAAACGGACUGGCGGCGGCCUUUUCGUAGGCUGCAGUGUGAGUGAUGUGUGUGCAGGGCAUACGGGUCCGUGUUCAUGCCUGAGCCCCAGAGGCCCGACCACUUCAGUGUGGACUGAGCGGGCCAGAAGCUCUGCUGCCUCCGACGCUUCGCCUGCAGGCCGUCGGUACGAAGACAGAGCCCCCCCCCCCCCCCCCCCCCCGCAGAUGGGCGCAGUGUCCGGCCAUCGGGUCUGAGCUCUGCUGCUCCUCCGUGUUCUCUGAGUCAUCUUUAGAAGAUAACUCAUGCGAGUGUAUCACGAUCCCAGCCCUGCCCCGCUAGACAGAACCAAAAUGUGUAUUUUCUUAAUUUUGCAAUUAACUAGUAUAAAAUUGAAUCAACAAAUGAUCAGGUGGGUUGACUGUAUGGAGAUAAAAUAUGGACUUUUUAAAAUACAGAUCAUUACAUUUCAAAUACGGAAUAAAGAUGACAUGUUCUGAGUAAGAAUGGGAAAGAAAAUACAAAUCAAUAAAUAACAAAGAUGGAGCCAUAA
Pungitius pungitius (ninespine stickleback) is the source of this 2226-nucleotide messenger RNA. Its product is annotated as collagen and calcium-binding EGF domain-containing protein 1-like. Gene Ontology annotation, molecular function: calcium ion binding. NCBI's taxonomy places the organism in Eukaryota, Metazoa, Chordata, Actinopteri, Perciformes, Gasterosteidae. The transcript is spliced from 11 exons. The record is from RefSeq and is a predicted model, not a curated record. Bases 314 to 1474 code for a protein of 386 amino acids.